Messenger RNA from Aureobasidium vineae, 1017 nucleotides. The record is from the annotation of a GenBank genome assembly. Lineage: Eukaryota; Fungi; Ascomycota; Dothideomycetes; Dothideales; Saccotheciaceae.
AUGCUGCCACAACCAGACGCAGAAACACUAGCACGGAACCCUCAAUUCGCAAUACUAUGGAAAGACCUGACGACCAACAAAAUAACCAGAGAAGGAGUUUCCAAAACCGUUGCUCUGGACAGAGAAACAGUGGCGACGAGAGAGUUGCUCAAAAGCAAGCAAAUCGAAUGGGCGAAAAGAGAAGUGCUCAUAGAUGCGGUGAGGGCUGUUGCGUUUGGAGAGGGUGAGGGAGGGUUGAUUGGCGAGUUGAGAGAAACUGCACAGAUUGUUUCUGCACAACUGGAUGGGAAAUUAGAUCCUCAAGACAAGGAUAUCGUCCAAGUCGAGGUCGAGGAAUUCAUGUCCAACAUCGAGACCGUCAGAGCGACGGUGGAAACACACAUGGAGCAAAAUGUCAUGCUGCUAUGUCAAAUACUGGGUACGUCUCGUAUAUGCAGAAAAGGAGAGGGUAUCAUUGAAAAGUAUGGAGCUAUGCUAAUUUCAUAUCUGUACAAAAACANNGAUCCAACACAACAGCAGCCAGACCCUUCGACACUUCCAGCACGAGUCGAGACAUUGCAGAAACAGGUCGAAGAAGCGAAUUGGCAGCUUGGUGUCCAACGUAUCGAGCUCACAAGCACACUGACUCAACUCCUCAAGACCAAUGCGCAACUGCUACAAACAGCAAUUCGGAUACUGGAGCAGGUGAUGCAUGGCAGUGUAGGACGACACACUCGGGCGCGAGCCGAACACCUUGCGACAGUCGCGCAAGGAUUGGAGAAGCGAUUGCUGGUUGCAAGGAAGACGGUGGCGGGGCAGGUCUACGAUGGAAGAGCCGAAGAGCAACUCGUGCGCAAGAAGGAAGAGUUGGAUGCUCGAAGUGUGGGACUACGCAGGAGACUCAGGGAUCGCGAGCAGUGGCUGGAGCGACUCGAGGGAGUUGCAGGACUUAGGGAGGCGGUCGAAGAGAUAUCGAGGAUGAAGAGCGAGAUAUCCAGAGUGAGGGAGGAAGUCGGACGAUUGGAGAGAGGAGGGUAG